Messenger RNA from Papaver somniferum (opium poppy), 881 nucleotides. Its product is annotated as heavy metal-associated isoprenylated plant protein 21-like. The record is from RefSeq and is a predicted model, not a curated record. NCBI's taxonomy places the organism in Eukaryota, Viridiplantae, Streptophyta, Magnoliopsida, Ranunculales, Papaveraceae. Bases 194 to 637 code for a protein of 147 amino acids. The transcript has 3 exons. Gene Ontology annotation, molecular function: metal ion binding.
UUUUAGUACCCCAAAUCAGCACAUCUCUUCUUAUAUAUCUUCCUAUAACAACUCCCCUCCCUCCCUCCCUCAAAGACUUCUCUCUUUAUCAUCUCAUCUCCUUUACUAUCAAUACUACUGCUUAUCCCAAUAUCUUUUGAAGUAUUUUACUUGAUUUUAAACUUUCGAGUCAGAGGUUCUUCAUCGAAGAGAAAUGGGUGUUCUUGAUAACCUUUCAAACUUUUGCACUGUUACAAGCACCAGAAAGAGCAAACGCAAACCAAUGCAGACAGUGGAGAUCAAAGUGAAAAUGGACUGUGAUGGCUGUGAAAGGAGAGUUAAGAAUUCUGUUUCUCAUAUGAAAGGAGUGAGAUCAGUUGAUAUAAAAAGAAAGCAAAGCAAAGUGACUGUUUCAGGAUAUGUAGAGCCGAAUAAGGUGUUAAAAAAGGUACAGAGCACGGGAAAGAAAGCGGAGUUCUGGCCGUACAUCCCUUACAAUCUAGUUGCAUAUCCUUAUGUAGCUCAAGCUUACGAUAAGAAAGCACCAUCUGGUUAUGUGAAGAACGUGGUUCAAGCACUUCCUAGUCCAAACAAUCCCGACGAAAAAUUGACGACCCUCUUCAGCGAUGAAAAUCCUAAUGCAUGUUCCAUCAUGUAAUUAAUUAAGUGUGCGUCAAAUGUAGUACUAGUUCCCGAGCUGGUUGUCCCGUCUAUCUAAUUAAUUAGUUAUAAAUGUACCAGGUUUGCCUGUUUUAGUCAUUUCUGUGGACUUAUGUAGAGACCAAGAUGAGUAGUUUAUGAGAUAAAUUUUCAAAAAUGGUAAGAAAAAACGCGCCCCUGGCUAGCUAGUGGUGACGUGACAUGUUUCUAAUUGUUCAUUUUAGUAGAUUCUUAGUCGUUCA